CAGUCAGAUGAAAAAGGAACGAAGGUCCCCAACAAAAAAACGUAAUCUGCUUAGCCAUUCGACACCCUCAGAGAGUGUAGUGGAGUCUCUGCGAAGAGGAGCAAACGGAAGAUGGCAGCCAUGGCUGCGUUACAGCUCUCCAUGUCUUCCCUUUCUCUCUCUAAAUCUUUCCUGGGCCAGAGCCUUUCUCCCACUCUUUACCCAUGCCAGGUUCAACGCCCCACUCAGCCAUCCCCUGUGGUAAUGAAGUUAAAGCGAUGGGAACGGAAGGAGUGCAAACCUAACAGCCUCCCGGUGCUGCACAAAAUGCAUGUUAAAGUAGGAGAUACAGUACAAGUAAUAUCUGGGCGUGAUAAAGGGAAGAUUGGUGAAAUAACAAGUAUUUUUAAACAUAAUAGCACUGUCGUAAUCAAGGACAUUAACCUUAAGACCAAGCAUAUGAAAAGCAGAGAAGAGGGUCAACCUGGACAGAUUGUGAAGAUUGAAGCUCCUGUUCACAGCUCAAAUGUGAUGCUGUAUUCCAAAGAAAAGCAAGUUGCCAGCCGUGUAGGACACAAAAUCCUUGAAGAUGGUACUAGAGUACGUUACCUCUUGAAAACGGGUGAGGUGAUUGAUAGUCCUGAGCAAUGGAAGAGGGUGGUAAAGGACAGGACAAAGAAUGAAAGUUCUUCAUGAGUAAUUACUUGUUUGUCACUUUUCCUUCUUUCCCUUUGAUAUCUCUUUAGAUGUAUUUUAUCAGGUUGCCCAUCGUUAGGAUGGAAUGGAGCUGGGUAGUCAUUCAUUUACUGUACAUCUAUGAUAGGGACGGUGGAGAACUGUUUCUUUCACCAGAAGUUGCUUUUUCCCUGAGAACGCAAGUGUAUGAAUUUGAUCUCUUAGAUAUCUAUAUUCUCAAAAUGGCCUUUUAUGUUAUCAUGUA
Molecule: messenger RNA, 919 nt
Organism: Nymphaea colorata (pocket water lily)
Lineage: Eukaryota; Viridiplantae; Streptophyta; Magnoliopsida; Nymphaeales; Nymphaeaceae
Product: 50S ribosomal protein L24, chloroplastic
Exons: 4
Coding region: 112-675 (187 amino acids)
Biological process (GO): translation
Cellular component (GO): mitochondrion; ribosome
Molecular function (GO): RNA binding; structural constituent of ribosome
Source: RefSeq, a predicted model, not a curated record